Hyalella azteca is the source of this 534-nucleotide messenger RNA. Its product is annotated as salivary glue protein Sgs-3-like. The coding region runs from base 1 to 534 and encodes 177 amino acids. The record is from RefSeq and is a predicted model, not a curated record. The transcript has a single exon. Lineage: Eukaryota; Metazoa; Arthropoda; Malacostraca; Amphipoda; Hyalellidae.
AUGACAGUUCACUCAGACACAGUUCAUCCCAACGCAAUUCACCCAAACAUAGUUUACCCCAGCACACUCAGCCUCAUCACAGUUCAUCCCAUUUCAAGUCACCCCAACAUAGUUUACCCCAACACGCUGAGCCCUAUCACAGUUCGCCCCAUUACACAUUAUUCCAACACGCUUCAACCCAACACGGUUAACAUCGACACAGACAACGCUAACACAGUUCACCCCCACACAAGUCACCCCAACAUAGUUUACCCCAACACGCUGAGCCCUAUCACAGUUCGCCCCAUCACACUUCAUUCCAACACGCUUCAACCCAACACUGUUAACAUCAACACAAACAACGCUAACACAGUUCACCCCAUCACAGUUCGCCCCAUUACACAUUAUUCCAACACGCUUCAACCCAACACGGUUAACAUCGACACAGACAACGCUAACACAGUUCACCCCAGCACAGUUCACAUCAACAUAGUUCACUCUAACACGCUUCAUCGCAACACUCUACAACUCAUCGCAGCUCACCCCAAGUGUUGA